Episyrphus balteatus (marmalade hoverfly) is the source of this 511-nucleotide messenger RNA. Its product is annotated as small integral membrane protein 8. The record is from RefSeq and is a predicted model, not a curated record. Lineage: Eukaryota; Metazoa; Arthropoda; Insecta; Diptera; Syrphidae. Bases 95 to 445 code for a protein of 116 amino acids. The transcript has 2 exons.
GCAAAAUCCUUCGAACGAAAUUAAAAAAAGUGUGGUGUUCUGUUUUAUUUAUAUUUUGAAUUGUGUAAUAGCUAAUUUUUCUUAAUAAAUAACUAUGAUUUUAAAACAUAAAUAUAAUCUAUUUAACAAUUUCAAAAGUUUACACAGCAUGCCAUCCAAUGACAAUACCAAAACCAAUGAAAAAAUAGAUCCAGCCGUAAGAACUGCUGCGCCCGGUGAUGGUGUCCGAUCAAUAAAAACCACAAAUGUUUUUCGAGCAAUAAAUUUUGAAUUGUAUGCUAAACCUAAUGUCGUUGUCAUGGGUAUUGGAUUGACUUGUAUCACUGGUGUCCUUGGUUAUAUUGCCUACAUGAGAUACAAAUAUGAAGAAGCUGGAUAUUAUGCGGCAGUUCAGGAGGAUGGCAAAGAAGUAUUUAAGAAAAAACAAUCGAAAUGGGACACGUAGAAUAUAAUGAAAUGUAUUUAUAGGAGAAUGUUUGUAGCUAUUAAAGUUUCUGUUUAAAAAAAAAAA